AUGGUUUCGUUUAGAGGGCUGACUGCGCUAACGCUACUUUUUACUAAAUUAGUAAGCUGCAAUCCUGUUUCCACUAAAAAUAGGGAUUCUAUACAGUUUAUUUAUAAAGAAAAUGAUAAUGUAUACUCUGCCAUCGAUGGUCAAACCAUUAAUGAAAAAGUUCAUGGAGUUAAUUUAGGUGGAUGGCUAGUAUUGGAGCCGUAUAUAACACCUUCUUUAUUCGAAGUUUUCCGCACAAACCCGUACAAUGAUGACGGUAUUCCUGUUGAUGAAUACCAUUUUUGUCAAAAGUUAGGCUACGAAAAAGCAAAGGAACGCCUUUAUAACCAUUGGUCGACAUUUUACAAAGAGGAAGACUUCGCAAAGAUUGCUUCUCAAGGCUUCAAUUUGGUUAGGAUUCCUAUUGGGUAUUGGGCCUUUACAACGUUGAGUCAUGAUCCCUAUGUUACCGCCGAGCAGGAAUACUUUUUGGACCGGGCUAUCGAUUGGGCUAGGAAAUAUGGUUUGAAAGUAUGGAUUGAUCUUCAUGGAGCGGCUGGUUCACAAAAUGGAUUUGAUAACUCGGGGUUGAGAGAUUCAUAUAAGUUUCUGGAUGAUGAGAAUUUAAGUGCCACCAUGAAAGCUUUAACGUACAUUUUAAGCAAAUACUCAACUGACGUAUACCUCGAUACUGUUACUGGAAUCGAAUUGCUCAAUGAACCGUUAGGACCAGUUAUCGACAUGGAGAGGCUGAAAAAUUUGCUUUUGAAGCCGGCUUAUGACUACCUAAGAAAUAAAAUUAAUAGUAAGCAAAUCAUUGUCAUACAUGAUGCUUUCCAACCCUACAAUUACUGGGAUAGCUUUUUAAAUGAUGAGAAGAAGGAAUAUGGCGUCAUAAUUGAUCAUCAUCAUUACCAAGUGUUCUCACCGGUGGAAUUAACAAGAAAAAUGGAUGAACGCAUAAAAAUUGCCUGUCAGUGGGGAUAUGGUGCCCUAAGCGAGAAGCAUUGGUCCGUAGCAGGCGAAUUCUCGGCGGCCUUGACAGAUUGUACAAAGUGGUUGAAUGGAGUUGGCCUUGGCGCCAGAUAUGAUGGAAGUUGGGCUAAAGACAAUGAGAAAUCACAUUACAUCAAUUCGUGCACAAACAACGAGAAUGUUGCCUUGUGGCCUGAAGAAAGAAAACAGGACACCAGAAAGUUUAUUGAGGCCCAAUUAGAUGCUUUUGAAAUGACUGGGGGAUGGAUAAUGUGGUGUUACAAGACAGAGGAUAGUAUCGAAUGGGAUGUUGAAAAAUUGAUCCAGCAUAACCUUUUUCCGCAACCUAUCAACGAUAGAAAAUAUCCGAAUCAAUGUCGCUGA
This is a messenger RNA of Saccharomyces paradoxus, 1338 nucleotides long. RefSeq names its product glucan 1,3-beta-glucosidase (gene SPR1). Bases 1 to 1338 code for a protein of 445 amino acids. Lineage: Eukaryota; Fungi; Ascomycota; Saccharomycetes; Saccharomycetales; Saccharomycetaceae. The transcript has a single exon. The record is from RefSeq and is a predicted model, not a curated record. Gene Ontology annotation, biological process: glucan catabolic process. Gene Ontology annotation, molecular function: glucan exo-1,3-beta-glucosidase activity. Gene Ontology annotation, cellular component: extracellular region; cell surface.